AUGGAUCCUUAUUGUGUGAUUCUUUUUUCCCCUAAAAAUUAAAACUAUUUUUCUUAUUCUCACGCUGACCCUGAUUUUUUUUGGCCAAAUCCACUCCCACUAAACAGCGUCCGCUCCGCAACCUUUCACACUGGUGUCAGAAGUGGGAUGCCAUGAGGAGGCAGUAGUGAGUGAGUUUUCUUUUUUUUUGCAUCAGUAUUUUCUGCUGUAUUUUUUUUUUUUUUUUUUUUUCUCCUGCGCUGUCAUCGAUUGGCCUUCUGGGGUGGAGGCGAUGGCGCCAAAGAAAGGUGCCUCCACAGAGAAGAAAUCUGGCCCGCAGGAGACCAUGGCCAUUGGAGGGGAAGAGGAGGAUGGUAUUGAGCCUGUGAUGGCUAGCGUGGCUGAAGAUUCCUCUCUUCAGCAGCUGCAGGACAUGCUCCGUAGCCAUAUGGUAUGGCAGCAGGCACGAGAUGUUCAGUGGGAACAAGAAGCAGCACGUCAGGAGACCCGGUGGAAGACGUUGCAACAUCAGUUUAGCCUCCUACAGCGGGAGGUACACGUCAGAACCGCACCAGAUCCUGGGGUUGCUGCUAAUGCUGCUGGUGGACGUGAGCCACCAGAGAGAACGUCAGCCAUGGGACGUCAUCCAGCACCAUUGGUUAGUGCACCUCAGACGAGUAGCCAAAUUAGAACUCAGAUAGAGAGGGAACCUAGACUGCAACGAUUGGGUGAGACUGAUGAUGUAGAACAUUAUUUAGUGACGUUUGAGCGAAUCGCGGUGGCGUGUCAGUGGCCAACAACUGACUGGGCAGUUAGACUGGCGCCCCUCCUGACGGGCAAGGCUAGGGCUGCUUAUGUCAGUAUGGACCAGGAUGACGCCCUUAGUUAUGCACUAUUGAAGGAGGCUAUCUUGGCAAAAUAUGAUAUCAACCAGGAGACUUACCGACUGCAGUUCCGUGGAGCAGAGGUGGGCGAAGAAGAGACCCCAAAGGAGCUGUAUGUCCGGCUGCGGGACCUGUACCAGAGAUGGGUCCAACCACAACACCACACCAAAGAGGAGAUUGGAGAGACUAUCAUUUUAGAACAGUUCCUGCGUUUGGUCUCUCCAGAACUCCAGGUGUGGAUUAGGGAGCGUAACCCUGCAUCUGCUUCUGAUGCUGCUGCGCUGGCAGAUGUCUUUGUGGCUGCCCGACGGAAGGCCCAGUCUUGGUCAUGUGCUCGGUGGAGACGGGACAGAGAUUCCAACAGGUCCAUCUCCAAUAGGGCCACCCGGCUGUCUCCGCCUUUGAUGAAGAUCAGCAGUGGGGGUAAGUCUGUGGCUGAUAGGGGUGGUCCGGUCAAACAGAGCCCUGUAUUGAGGACUAGUGGCUCUAAACCUUUGGUGUGUUAUCAGUGUGGGCAGGAGGGUCAUAUAAAACCAAAAUGUCCAAAUAAUCCAGCCAACCAAUCUUGUAUAUGUACCGUGCCUGGGCUUAGUUCCCCUAAGAAGCCUGUAGCUCUCCAUUGUCAUGUUGUAGUCCUGAAUGGGCGGGAGGUUAAGGCACUGGUCGAUACUGGUAGUAUGCAGUCUUUAGUGUCUUCUGAUUUGGUCCCAAUCCAGUUAAGGAACUACUCUGUGAUGACCCAACUGAAGUGUGUUCAUGGGGAAGAGAGAAUGCAUCCAACUGCCAGGGUGUAUGUGCAGGUUUUUAGACAGACUUACUUACUGGAGGUUGGGGUGGUGGAUAACCUGCCAUAUCAGAUGAUUUUGGGACAGGACUUCCCAUUGCUGCUUGAUUUAGUACCUGGGAGUGGUGAGUGUAACAUGACAGUGACGAGGGCUAUGGCUAAAAAGAGGGAGGAAGAAGUACCGCUUCCUGUAUUGCCUUUUCAGAAUGCAGACAUUGAAGCUCAGCCUGGGAAGUCCAGGAAGACAAAAAGACAGAGGAGACAGGAGAAGUUUCAAUUUGGGGCGGCUCAGGGUCAAGGAGAGGUUUGCCCCGAAAUGUUGGAGGUUCCUUUAGAGAUCCCUCCGGAUAUGAGCUUAAUGCAGCAACAAGACGCAGAUAUUGGCCCAUUAUAUCAGCAGGCUCAGGCAGAGCAACUCAGUGGGAAUGGAGGAGAGACUUCCAGACAGGGGUUUGCCAUUAAGAAUGGUGUGUUGUUUAAAGUGGGAGGUGCAGAGGCAAGGAUGGUAGUGCCUCAGGAAGUUAGGGGGGUAGUCCUUGACUUAGGCCAUUCGAUUCCCUGGGCAGGCCAUUUAGGCAGACAGAAGACAGUUUCCCGAGUCAGCCGCUAUUUUUAUUGGCCAAAUAUGGCCAAAGAUAUUGCUGAGUUCUGUAAAACAUGUCCCGAAUGCCAGAAAACUGCCAGUAGGUGUGCCCCAAAGGUCCCCUUAGAGCCUCUGCCGGUAGUAGGGACACCUUUUGAGCAGUUGGGGAUGGAUGUGGUAGGCCCCCUUGAGCGCAGUAGAGCUGGAAACAGAUUUAUGUUGGUCAUCACAGAUUAUGCCACUAGGUACCCUGAGGUUUUUGCUUUGAAAACAGUGAAGGCUAGGACAGUAGCCACUUGUCUUGUGCAAUUGUUUUCAAGGGUGGGGUUUCCUAGGGCUAUAAUUACAGAUCAAGGGUCCAACUUUAUGUCCAAGCUCCUUAAGCAGGCUUAUGGAUUGUUAGGGAUAAAGGGUAUACGGACUACACCCUAUCAUCCACAGACCGAUGGUCUGACUGAACGGUUUAACCAGACCCUCAAGCAGAUGUUUUGCGUUGACUUCAGGUAUCUAAAUUCGGUUUCUAAAUUUGAUUCAUAUCCCACUCCUAGAAUUGAUGACCUCAUUGACUCUCUAGGACAUGCCAAUUGGAGAUUAAUGGACCAGGUGUUGGCCGGCACAAAUGGCUACGCGGCGGCGUAUCUCGAUGACAUCAUCGUGUACAGUGCAUCGUGGGAAGAUCAUGUCCACCAUGUGAAGGAUGUUUUGGGCAGGAUUGCAGCUGCAGGUCUUACCAUCAACCCUGCUAAGUGUGCCAUUGCCAAGAGGGAGGCCGAGUACCUGGGCUAUGUGAUUGGUGGGGGGAUCAUCAAGCCACAGACUGAUGCUUCUGAUACAGGUAUAGGUGCAGUGCUUCUCCAGGGUGAACCAGACCAGAGGCAUCCAGUGGCGUACAUCAGCCGUAAACUGUAUCCGAGGGAGGUGCGAUACUCAACAGUCGAGAAGGAGUGCCUGGCGGUCAAAUGGGCCCUUGACACCUUCAGAUACUACCUCCUGGGCCGCGAGUUCCUCCUGGAGACAGAUCAUCGGCCGCUGCAAUGGAUGGACCGCAUGCGGGACUCCAAUGCACGGAUUACCCGCUGGUACCUGUCCAUGCAGCCGUAUCGCUUCACCAUCAACUACAUCCCGGGGUGGAGCAAUGCUACGGCUGACUUCCUCUCCCGCCUGCCAGCGUGA
Brienomyrus brachyistius is the source of this 3403-nucleotide messenger RNA. RefSeq lists its product as uncharacterized. Bases 272 to 3403 code for a protein of 1043 amino acids. Gene Ontology annotation, biological process: DNA integration. The record is from RefSeq and is a predicted model, not a curated record. The transcript has 3 exons. NCBI's taxonomy places the organism in Eukaryota, Metazoa, Chordata, Actinopteri, Osteoglossiformes, Mormyridae. Gene Ontology annotation, molecular function: zinc ion binding; nucleic acid binding.